Megalobrama amblycephala (Wuchang bream) is the source of this 5324-nucleotide messenger RNA. It is a transcript of the gene slc4a4a, whose product is annotated as solute carrier family 4 member 4a. Gene Ontology annotation, cellular component: basolateral plasma membrane; plasma membrane. The record is from RefSeq and is a predicted model, not a curated record. Lineage: Eukaryota; Metazoa; Chordata; Actinopteri; Cypriniformes; Xenocyprididae. Bases 548 to 3841 code for a protein of 1097 amino acids. Gene Ontology annotation, biological process: bicarbonate transport; regulation of intracellular pH; transmembrane transport. Gene Ontology annotation, molecular function: sodium:bicarbonate symporter activity; monoatomic anion transmembrane transporter activity; solute:inorganic anion antiporter activity. The transcript is spliced from 26 exons.
AUUUCUUCAGAAGGUGUCGCUGUGUCUCACGUGAAUGUGAGGUAACCACAAGGUGCGCGCGGAGUACCUGCUUUCAUCCCUCCGCCAAACUUUGGGUUCACUUUGGAUCCGUUGAUCACUUGAGCGCACAUUAGACACGCGAGUUACUUAUGUUUACACGGAGUCGUGUACUAUUUUCAGUCGUCUUCACAAGGUGUUGAAUUGCCGUCAUAUGUGUUAGUCUCAUCGUACUCAAGGUAAACGCGAGUUUUAGCGCAACUUCUUGACCUCCCACUCGUGCUGUGACGUGACUCGCAGCGGCUAGUAAUAAAUGAAACGCGCAAUUUGAAGCGUCCAGUUGUUCUGCUGCUUCAGCAGGCGCGCGUCUGUCACAUGCGGCGGAGCACAUUCAGACAGUACAGGAGGAAUUAUUAAAACCAGUGUUGUCAGUGUUUUGAAAGCGCCAACUGAGCAGUUGAAACAUUUGGCGUUGCAGUGUUUCCAUUGACCGCGCUGGACUGAAGCACCAAACCACUGGAAUAAAUUAUCAGCGAUUCAACUUCACAAAAUGAGCGCCGGGAAGAGGGUGGAAGAUGAGGCUGUGCUGGACAGAGGGGCCUCGUUACUCAAACACUUUUGUGAUCAGGAAGAGGUUGAAGGUCACCACACCGUAUACAUUGGCGUGCAUGUGCCUAAGAGCUAUCGUCGAAGGAGACGUCAUCGCCGACGCACCAGCCACAAGGACAGAAAGGAGAAAGUGACUGAGAACGCUUCGGACAGGUCAGACGCAGAGAACAAUGAGGAGGCCAGCAACAGCAUCCUCAAACCACUCAUUUCACCUGCUGCUGAGCGCAUCCGAUUCAUCCUGGGAGAGGACGAUGACAGUCCAGCGCCCCCUCAGCUCUUCACAGAGCUGGACGAGCUACUGUCUGUUGAUGGCCAGGAGAUGGAGUGGAAGGAAACAGCCAGGUGGAUCAAGUUUGAAGAGAAGGUGGAAAAAGGUGGGGAGCGAUGGAGUAAACCACAUGUGGCCACUCUGUCUCUACAUAGUCUCUUUGAGCUUAGGACGUGUAUAGAGAAGGGCACCAUCAUGCUGGACCUAGAGGCCUCCACUCUGCCAGGGGUCGUUGAAAUGAUCACUGACAGUCAGAUUGAGAAUGGUCUCUUGAAAGCUGACCUGAAAGACAAGGUCAUGUACACCUUGCUGAGGAAGCAUCGCCACCAGACCAAGAAGUCCAAUCUUCGCUCCUUAGCUGACAUUGGCAAGACGGUCUCCAGUGCAAGUAGGCUGUUUUCCACCCCGGAUAAUGGUAGCCCAACCACUACACAUCGCAACUUGACAUCAAGCAGCUUGAAUGAUAUUUCAGACAAGCCAGAGAAAGACCAGCUGAAGAACAAGUUUAUGAAGAAGCUGCCCAGAGAUGCUGAAGCUUCCAAUGUUCUCGUUGGAGAAGUGGACUUCCUGGACAGUCCUUUUGUGGCCUUUGUGAGGCUGCAGCAGGCAGUCAUGUUGGGGGCGCUGACUGAAGUGCCUGUGCCCACCAGAUUUCUGUUCAUUCUGCUUGGACCCAAAGGCAAAGCCAAGUCAUACCAUGAAAUUGGUAGAGCAAUCGCUACCCUGAUGUCUGAUGAGGUCUUCCAUGAAAUUGCGUACAAAGCCAAGGACAGACAAGAUCUCCUUGCUGGCAUUGACGAGUUUUUGGAUGAGGUCAUUGUCCUCCCUCCUGGAGAAUGGGACCCUGCCAUCAGGAUAGAGCCUCCAAAAUCCCUGCCAUCCUCAGAUAAAAGAAAGAACAUGUAUGCUGGAGGGGACAGCACACAGAUGAAUGGAGACACGCCUCACAGCGGUGGACACGGGGGCGGGGGGCACGCAGUAGGCGAUGAGCUGAAGAGGACGGGGAAGUUUUGUGGAGGCCUUAUUCUUGAUAUCAAAAGAAAAGCCCCCUUUUUCUUCAGUGAUUUCUAUGAUGCACUACACAUCCAGUCUUUGUCUGCCAUUCUUUUUAUCUACCUGGGAACAGUAACCAAUGCCAUCACGUUUGGAGGAUUGCUGGGCGAUGCCACAGAGAACAUGCAGGGUGUGCUGGAGAGCUUUCUGGGUACAGCGGUCACUGGAGCCAUCUUCUGUCUCCUGGCUGGGCAGCCUCUGACCAUUCUCAGCAGUACGGGACCAGUGCUGGUGUUUGAAAGGCUGCUCUUCAACUUCAGCAGGGAUAAUGACUUUGACUACCUAGAGUUCCGUCUUUGGAUCGGCCUGUGGUCGGCCUUCUUCUGUCUAGUCCUGGUGGCCACUGAUGCCAGCUUCCUGGUGCAGUAUUUCACCCGAUUUACAGAGGAGGGCUUCUCGUCACUUAUCAGCUUCAUAUUCAUCUAUGACGCUAUCAAGAAGAUGCUGAAGUUGGCCCAUUAUUACCCAAUCAAUCCAGACUAUAAAAUCGAUUAUGUCACGCAGUAUGACUGCAUGUGUAUGGCGCCCACUGAUGUCAAUUCUUCAGAUGUGUACACUGAUCCACUUGAUUCGACAUUUGUCUGGACUGUAAAUUACAGCGAUACACGCUUGAAUGCCAGCUGGUCCUCCCUGUCAAAGAAGGAAUGCCUGAAAUAUGGAGGGGAGCUAGUGGGCAAAUCCUGCGACUUUGUGCCAGACAUCACCCUCAUGUCCUUCAUCCUUUUCUUUGGCACCUACACCUGCUCCAUGUGUCUGAAAAAAUUUAAGACCAGCCCAUUCUUUCCUACUACUGUGAGGAAGCUCAUAAGUGACUUCGCCAUUAUCCUGGCCAUUUUGAUCUUCUGUGGUGUCGACGCUCUGGUUGGGGUAGAUACGCCAAAGCUCAUAGUGCCAAGUGAAUUUAAGCCAACAAGCCCAAACCGUGGCUGGUUUGUGCCACCGUUCGGAGGAAACCCCUGGUGGGUGUACCUGGCAGCAGCUCUGCCUGCCCUGCUGGUCACCAUCCUGCUCUUCAUGGAUCAGCAGAUCACCGCUGUCAUUGUCAAUCGCAAGGAGCACAAGCUUAAGAAAGGUGCAGGCUAUCAUUUGGACCUGUUCUGGGUUGCUGUGCUGUUAGCGGUGUGCUCUUUCAUGGGUCUGCCAUGGUAUGUAGCUGCUACGGUUAUUUCCAUCGCCCACAUUGACAGCUUGAAGAUGGAGACAGAGACAUCUGCCCCUGGCGAACAGCCCAAAUUUUUGGGUGUCAGGGAACAGAGAGUCACUGGUGUCUUUGUCUUCCUUCUCACCGGUCUGUCUGUGUUCAUGUCUCCUAUCCUCAAGUUCAUACCCAUGCCAGUGCUGUAUGGAGUCUUCCUCUACAUGGGUGUUGCUUCACUCAACGGAGUGCAGUUUAUGGACCGGCUCAAGCUGCUCCUCAUGCCUGCUAAACACCAGCCAGACCUGAUCUACCUGCGGCAUGUCCCAUUGAGGAAGGUCCAUCUCUUCACCUUUGUCCAGAUACUCUGCCUGGCACUCCUCUGGAUCCUCAAGUCCACUGUGGCGGCCAUCAUCUUUCCCGUCAUGAUCUUGGCUCUGGUUGCUGUGAGGAAGGCGUUGGACUAUGUCUUCUCCCAGCAUGACCUCAGCUUCCUGGAUGAUGUCAUACCCGAGAAGGACAAGAAAAAGAAGGAAGAUGAGAAGAAAAAGAAAAAGAAGAAACAAGGGAGCAUAGACAGUGACAUGGAAGAUGAGAAAAGUCCCCUUCAUUCCUUGACAGAUAUUCAUCGUGCUGAAAAGCGGCGCUACUUUCAGACCAGCCCAAUGUCAAGUUCAGAGAGACUGCCAUUAAAUGUGCCUCAGAUUAAAAUAGACAUGGACCCAGAUGACAGCAGUGGCUUCUACUGGAGGAGUCGAGGGUCUGAGACGUCCAUAUAACUCCUCCAGCCAAUCUGCAGCAUAGAUUUUAUUAAGCUUAUCCAAUUUGCAGAAAGCCAUUUGCCAAGGGAUAUUUUGUAAAGACUGUUCCCCAUCACGGAUCCUUUCUGUGAACGGCUUGAAGAACACUGGUCUUCCACUCACUUAAUCAUUAUGGUUUGCAAGUUGUAAUCCCUAAACUACUAUGCAAUUCAGUUCAUUGUUUCAUGUGCUGAGCUGUAGAGAAAUGCUGUAGCUGUUUUUCCACAAUUCCAGAACUACAUCCUCCAUUUUUCAGUACAAUAUGAAUCUUUCUACCGGAUUCACUUAACAUGCCACUAUUUUCCUUUUCCUUUAUUUUUUGCUGCUCUACCUCUGUUUCGCAUGGUAGGCGUUAUGUAAAAAGAAAACAACUUUUUCCAUUUUUUUUUUUUUUUUUAUUGCACAGCAUGAGAUUUUAAUGUUGAUCUUUUUUUAGUGUAUAUCUUGAGCAAACUAUUCAGCAAAUGACUUCUGUUAUGAUGAGAGAGAACAACUGUGACAUAAUAUAUUGUAAUAUUUAACUGUUGAUUAACUUUUUAAUGAUGAUUUAAUGUAAUUGAUUGGCAUUGAACCUGCUGUUUUUCAUAGUUUCAUUUAAUAUAAUGUGGUUUUACAUUUAAUUUGUUUCAUUUAACAAACAAUAUUUAUGCCUAAUUAUGCAAACAUGUUCUAAUAAGCUUGAUUAAUUCAUUUUGCAUUUCAAGUCUUGUUAGGCUUUUGCUUCCUUUCCUGGUUAUGGAAACCAUAAAAAGUCUACAUUUGUAAACCUACAUGUACUCCAUAUUGUCCUGCAAAUUAUUUACCUAAGUGGCUUAAACCUGAAUUGCAAUAAUACAUGAAAUUCCUUUAGGUUUAAGAUUUUUUUUAUUAUUAUUAUUUUUUGUGCACUAUUUACAUGUCUAGCCAUUGAAUGUCUUAUUGUCGUUUGUUAAAAUAAGUCAUAAAAUGUCAACAAAGUGGUACAUACAUUUGAAUGAAGAUUUUCAGAGAACAUUUGUGCUGUGGACAGGGAAAUAUGUCAUACAGUGCACGUCUGAAACAUGUUUUCCUUGAGACUUGAUUCUUCCAGGACCCAAAAUCCUAUGUUGAUUCCUGCUAAUUUGUCAUUAUUCUCCCAUCUUUCCAUAAUUUUUCCUUUUUCUUUAAAAAAAAACAAGCAAACAAAAAAUCAAUUGAUCAUACAGAUAGUAAACUGUAUUUUCAAAAUCAGCUUCUUUUAACCUUGUAAGUAUAAGAUUUUUAACUUAUAUUUUUGGGGGUACAUAAAACAUGAAAUUAUUGUGAAAGCAUGUCUGGAGAAAUUCUUGAACGUUUAAACAAUGCUAAAUAUUAAUUGUAGCGUGUAUAACUGAUACAUUUUUAAUCAAGUUUUGUGACUUUUUAGAACAAAACAGCUGAAAUUAUUUUAGAAUUUAUAUUUUUCAAAGGAAAUGAAUAUUAAAAAUGAACAGAAUUUAUUAAA